AUGGCUACCGCUGUGGACCAAAAACUGCUUCGGCAGACCAAGUUUCCGCCCGAAUUCAAUCAGAAAGUCGACAUGAAAAAGGUCAACGUUGAGGUCAUGAAGAAAUGGAUUGCAGGCAAGAUAUCUCAUAUCCUUGGCUCUGAAGAUGACGUUGUGAUCGAGCUGUGCUUCAAUCUGCUCGAGGGUUCGCGUUUCAUCUCGCUCACCGGAUUUCUUGACAAGGACACGCCGAAAUUCUGCAAAGAAUUGUGGAACCUCUGCUUGAGUGCUCAGUCUAAUCCUCAAGGUGUCCCCAAAGAACUACUCGAAGCGAAGAAGCUAGAACUUAUACAAGAAAAGGUCGGACGUGCAUUGGCCUCCAGGAACAUUUACUGA
Molecule: messenger RNA, 375 nt
Organism: Exophiala aquamarina CBS 119918
Lineage: Eukaryota; Fungi; Ascomycota; Eurotiomycetes; Chaetothyriales; Herpotrichiellaceae
Exons: 3
Coding region: 1-375 (124 amino acids)
Biological process (GO): mRNA processing; regulation of mRNA splicing, via spliceosome
Cellular component (GO): spliceosomal complex
Molecular function (GO): RNA binding
Source: RefSeq, a predicted model, not a curated record